AUGAAGAAGCUUCGUGGUCUUGUGAAAUUCAGUGAAAAACUCGAGGACGCCAUUCAGUGCUACACACAACUUUGCGUAACGGAAAGUGACUACCACUCGUUCCAGUGCCAGGUAAAGACACUUUGUAGAAAUACAGGUAAACCUUUUUUGCAAGGUUCGCCUCGUACUCUUUUUCUCCUCUCUUCUCGAAUGUGUUUGCUUGAGGAUGCAUGA
Molecule: messenger RNA, 213 nt
Organism: Haemonchus placei
Lineage: Eukaryota; Metazoa; Nematoda; Chromadorea; Rhabditida; Trichostrongylidae
Source: the annotation of a GenBank genome assembly